Messenger RNA from Myodes glareolus (Bank vole), 2025 nucleotides. It is a transcript of the gene Kprp, whose product is annotated as keratinocyte proline rich protein. NCBI's taxonomy places the organism in Eukaryota, Metazoa, Chordata, Mammalia, Rodentia, Cricetidae. The record is from RefSeq and is a predicted model, not a curated record.
AUGUGUGAUCAGCAGCAGAUUGAGUGUUGUGUGCCAGUGCCCCAGUGCUGUGUCAAGGGUUCCUCCUUUGGUCCUUCACAGUAUGCCUACGCCAACAACCAGGUCCUGGUCCAAGCUCCAUGCGGGAUGCAAGUUGUGGAAUAUGCUGCACCAUGCUCACUUCAAGUUUCCCAGACUCCAGGCCAAUCCAGUGGCACUGAAGUGAAGAGCCAGGCUCCAGGCUCAUCUAAGACCACAAAGGUUAAAUGUCAGGCUCCAUGCCAGUCAAAGACCACCCAGGUAAAAUGCCAGUCUAAGACCACUGAGGUAAAGUGCCAAGCUCCUUGCCAGGCUCAGGUUUCCUGUGUUCAGUGCCAGGCUCCAUGCCAGUCUCAGGUUUCCUACGUGCAAGUCCCACAGCCUCUUCCGACCUACUAUGUAGAAUGUGCUCCGGUGUAUUACACAGAAACGAGUUAUGUGGAGUAUCCGGUUUCAACCUAUGUGCCUGCUCCCGCUCCUCAGCCUGUUCACACUUAUGUAGAGUGUCCCUCAGUGGGCCAGGGUCAGGGAAGUUUCCCCACUCAGGGCCGGUACCAGGGCUCCUACGGCAGCUGUACCUCUCAGUCACAGUCACGGGGUUCUUACAGCAACUGUGGUCCACAGUCCCAGUACCAGGGCUCCUACGGCAGCUGUACCUCUCAAUCACAGUCACGGGGUUCUUACAGCAACUGUGGUCCACAGUCUCAGUCCCAGGGUUCCUACAGUCGCUGUGUGCCACAAUUCCAGUCUGGGCCCUCCUACACCAGCUGCGGCCCCCAGCGCCAGUCACAGGCUUCCUAUGGCGGCUGUGCCUCCCAAUUCCAAUCUCGAGGAUCCUAUAGCCACUGCUCCUCCCAGCGUCGGUCUGGGGCUUCGUUUAGCACCUGUGCACCACAAUGCCAGUCCCAGGGCUCCUAUGGAAGCUUCACUUCACAGCAGCGCCGGUCUCAGAGCACCAGCAGAUGCCUCCCUCCUCGUCAGCUGCAGCCUUCAUAUCGAAGCUGCUCUCCACCAAGACGUUCUGAGCCCUGUUAUAGCAGCUGCCUGCCAUCCCGAUGCUCUUCAGGCUCCUACAACUAUUGCACCCCACCCCGCCGCUCAGAGCCCAUCUAUGGCAGCCACUGUCCUCCUCGGGGCCGCCCUUCCAGCUGUUCUCAAAGAUGUGGACCCAAGUGCAGAGUAGAGAUUUCCUCACCCUGCUGCCCCAGACAGGUUCCCCCACAGAGGUGCCCUGUCCAGAUUCCUCCCAUCAGAGGUAGAUCCCAGAGUUGUGGCCGGCAACCCUCUUGGGGUGUCUCCUGCCCGGAUCUGAGACAGCCACAGCAAUUCCCAAGGUCUUGCGGCCCUCAGCGUCGUGCCUGGUCUCCAGAACCAUCAUGGCAGCGGUGUCCAGUUCCUGCACCACGUCCAUGUCCAGAGCCACAGCGUCGUGACCGGUCUCCAGAAUCAUCAUGGCAGAGGUGCCCAGUUCCUGCACCACGUCCAUGUCCACGUCCAGAGCCAUGCCCAAGUCCAGAACCCCGGCCAUGUCCUCCACUGCGGCGAUUUUCAGAACCAUGUCUAUAUCCAGAACCAUGUCCAGCUCCUCAACCAGCACCGCGACCAGCCCCACGUCCAAUGCCACGCCCACGCCCAGUUCACUGCGAGAAUCCAGAACCACGUCCACAACCACAGCCUUGUCCAUAUCCAGAGCCAAUGCCGCAUCCUGCGCGCUGCUCCAGCCCAGAGCCUUGUGGGGAACCCAUGCGCUGUACCAGUCCUUGCUCAGGCCCUAAUCCAGUUCCCUACCGCCAAGAACUAGGCUGUCAUGAAUCUAACCCGUGCCGCCUGGAUACUGAAGGCCCGAGCCCAUACAGCUGCAACCAGGGGCAAGAGAGUAACGACAACUGUGGACCUGAUGAUUCCUUUCCGGAGUCACAGGGUCCAGGUGGUUGUGGAGACCAAGGAAACACCCACGGAGGAGCGAAAGGAGGGGCUUAUGCUGGAGCAAAGGGCGCUUACUUUUAA